CAAUUCACUUGUUCUUGUCAAUAAAGAGUAAUCAACAUGCAUAUGUCCAAUUCUGUCCACCAUGGCAGUCUUGAUUUAGGUUGUUCUCCCACCGAAUGCUUGGGCACAGAGUGCUCCAAAGUCUCAAUCACUGCCAACUUCUUGAUGAUAAGUUGAAAGACAAGUCCAUGUGAUCCUUCAAAUGCUUAUGUCUCUCCCCAAUCUCCACCUGGAUGCCUCGACGCCACCCACUCCACAUUUUAGAGAUUUUCUCGGACACCAUUCAUCUAUAAAUACACAUACACAUAUCUUUUCACAGCCAGAACAACAACUCAGAUUCUUCUUCCUUACCAUCUUUGAUCUUCAUAAUCUUUCUCAGCAUUAGCACUGAUAGAUAGUCAUGGCAAUUCGAUUUCCCAGUAUUUUGCAUGCUAAGCACAUUCUCCGCCGAUCAAACUCAUUUAUAAAGCAAGCGGCUUCAACAUCUUUAGAUGUUCCAAAAGGCCAUUUUGCAGUAUAUGUUGGAGAGAGUGAAAAGAAGAGAUUUUUGGUUCCUCUAUCAUUCUUGAACCAGCCUUCAUUCCAAGAACUGUUAAACAAGGCUGAGGAAGAAUUUGGCUUCAAUCAUCCAAUGGGUGGUCUCACAAUUCCCUGCAGCGAAGACAUCUUCGUUGAUCUCACUUGUCGUUUACAUGAACUGUGAUGAGUGGCGGCGGCACUAAAAUAGAAUAGCAGACAAUUUUGUAAAUUUACAUAUUAGGCUGAAGAAAAUAUUACAGAUAGUAUUGCAGUUUCAAAAAACUUCAAUGCAUGGGACUAUAUAUUUUUUCUGUGUUCUUAA
This is a messenger RNA of Juglans microcarpa x Juglans regia, 820 nucleotides long. Its product is annotated as auxin-responsive protein SAUR23-like. Gene Ontology annotation, biological process: response to auxin. The record is from RefSeq and is a predicted model, not a curated record. The transcript has a single exon. The coding region runs from base 380 to 682 and encodes 100 amino acids. Lineage: Eukaryota; Viridiplantae; Streptophyta; Magnoliopsida; Fagales; Juglandaceae.